Messenger RNA from Ictalurus punctatus (channel catfish), 2974 nucleotides. RefSeq names its product solute carrier family 18 member B1 (gene slc18b1). The record is from RefSeq and is a predicted model, not a curated record. The transcript is spliced from 11 exons. The coding region runs from base 439 to 1692 and encodes 417 amino acids. Gene Ontology annotation, biological process: transmembrane transport. Gene Ontology annotation, molecular function: transmembrane transporter activity. NCBI's taxonomy places the organism in Eukaryota, Metazoa, Chordata, Actinopteri, Siluriformes, Ictaluridae.
CUGGAUUCUUCUCAUUAGUCUGUCUGUCAAUCUUGUGAAAGUUUUCUCUACCUUGAUUAUUAUUUAACAUCACAUUUACUAUUUAUAACAUAACAUUUCUGUAAAAAAUAUUUUUUUAGACAGGUAAACAAAUGUAAGAUAUACUGUGCUAUAUGGCCAAAAGUAUGUGGACACUCGACCAUCACACCCAUGUGUGGGUCUUCCCCAAACUGUUGCCUCAAAGUUGGGUGCACACAAUUGUAUAAGGUGUUAUUGUAUGCUGUAGUAAUAUGAUUUCCCUUCACUGGAUCUACGAGGCCCAAACAUGUACCAGCAUGACUAUGCCCCUGUGCACAAAGUGAGGUCCAUGGAGGAAGACAUGGUUUGCCAAGGUUGGUGUAUAAGAAUUUGAGUGUCCUGCACAGAGCCCUGACCUCAACCCCACUGAACACCUUUGGGAUGAACUGGAACACCAACUGUGCCCCUGGCCUUCCUACCCAACAUCACUGCCUGACCUCGCUAAUGCUCUUGUCGCUGCAUGAGCAAAUUCCCACAGCCACACUCCAAAACCUAGUGGAAAGCUUUCCCAGAAGAGUGGAGGUUAAUAUAAUAUUAAAAGGAGGACUGCUUCUGGAAUGGGAUGUUCAACAAGGACAUAUGAGUGUGAUGGUCAGAUUCCUAGACAGAGCUCCCGAUGGAACAAUCUUCAUAGUGCUCUGUUUUGUCAUAAGGUCUGUAAAUGCACUGGGAUUUGCUGGUGCUGUAACAUCCUCUUUUGCUGUGUCAGCAAAAGUGUUUCCCGAAAGUAUAGCAACAAUUCUGGGCUUUAUUGAGAUUUUUACAGGACUGGGCCUCAUACUUGGACCACCUUUGGGUGGAUGGAUGUAUCAGGAAUUUGGAUAUGAAAUUCCAUUCAUUGCUUUGGGAAGUGUUCUGUUUUUGACCGUUCCCUUAACCAUGUGGAUUUUACCAAACUUUGAUGCGGUUGCCUCACAGGGCUCCUUCUUCAAGCUGUGCUCGCGAGUAAAGAUGAUGCUCAUUUGCUUUGUGGUGUUCACACUGAGCUCAGGAAUCGGUUUUUUGGACGCAACCUUAUCAAUAUUUGCCAUGGAAGCAUUUGGCCUGAGUGCUGAAUCUGUGGGGCUACUCAUGGUUGCAGUGUCAUUACCCUACGGUGCUGCGUCCCCCAUCCUCGGGAUACUGAGUGAUAAGUAUCCAUUUAUCAGAAGGUGGAUGAUGGCAAUAGGAGGAAUAGCAACAGCAGUUGGAUUUUAUUUACUUGGCCCUGUUCCUGUCUUUCAUAUUGAGAGUGAGCUUUGGCUUACUGUUGUCAUGCUGGUGGUCAUCGGGUUUUCUCUAUGUAUGACCUGCAUUCCCACCUUCACUGAGAUGCUCACCUGUGCACAUGAAAAUGGAUUUGAGGACAGUUUAAGCACAUUGGGUUUGGUAUCAGGACUGUUUUCAGCUGUGUGGUCUGCAGGGAUGUUCUUCGGGCCCACUAUUGGUGGAAUUAUCACACAGAAACUGAAUUUUGAAUGGGGUGCAGGUUUUCAAGGAGGGAUCACCUUUAUUGCUGCAUUCCUGCUAAUAUUAUUUUUGGCCAAAGAAGAAAUACAAAAGACCAGAUAUACGAAAGUCAAUGGGGCUGAAUACACAUUGUGCGCAGGAGAAAAAUCCCCUCUUCUCUGCUCGUCUUCAGAAACUUCUGUCUGAUGUGUACCCCAAUGUCUGACCAAAAUGAAGGUAUGUGUGGUGCAUUGGUGCAUCACCAUGUGGAAAAAAGUACUGCCAAGACAAAGAAACUGCACUCUUACUACUAUAGUUGUAUUAAGAAAACCCAGAAAAUGUCUGCUUUAGAAUUUAACCUAUAUUUGUAAUGGACAAUCAGGUGCUAUUCAUUUUUUAAAAGCAAGUUUACUGUAUCUGAAGCAUAUUAGGACCCCACAACAUAUAGCUAUAGCUUUAUCUGUCCACAACAGUGAGAUAUGUAGCACAGACUGUGCAUAUCAAAACACAAAUUGUAUAGUUUUUUUUUACAGUGUAUGAUUAAUGAUCUUUCUACACAGAGACUGUAAAUAAUACUAUGUAUGAAAAUGUUUGUAUAUACUUUUACUAACUCAUAUUUGAUUAACUUGCAUAUUAAUUAUAUUCUUUAUCUUAAUGAUCUACUCAAUUAGAUAAAAUAUAUAACUAUCAGUGUUAUUUAGGCAACAUAAACUCUAUACAAAAAUGUCUUGUAUAUCCACCAUUGGCACUGAAAUCAAAGGUAUUAAAGUAAUAGGCCGGUGGUGUGCCCUUUGCUACAGUAACGGUCUCAUUUUUUUGAGAAUGAUUUCCACCUGAUGAUGGAACGUGAUUGAGCUGUAGGGAUUUGAUUACUUUAAGCCAUGAGAGCAUUAGUGAGGUCAGACACAUGUUGGGUUAUUAGGCCUGGCUCACAAAACUGUUUUUUUUCCUGUUGUAUGUUUUCACCAAACAAUUUCUGUUAACCUGAAAAAGAGGUAGUUUUUCCCCCAUAUACUAGCACAAAAAGCACAAGAUUCUCUCAAAUAUUCAUGUAUACUAUAGUGUUUUUAGAUUACUAGGGUGCCUGCUCUUUUUUUUCAGGCUAUUAAUCCUCCUUUACCAAAAUUUGGCAUUAAGGCAUGUAAUAUCUCCAAGGGUCACCAGACUUCUUGUCACAUGUAUCCACUGCUCCAGAGCUGAAUAGCAGUGAGCAAGCUUAGACUGCUGGCAUCAGCUUAGGUGUGUGUGGCUGCUUGGCUAAGGAAAGCCAUAUUGCUUAUUACCUGAUGAAUAGAGUUGAGGCAGUGUGAAACUCUAUUGGUGGCGGUGUUAUGUGUUUCUGUGGCCUGCUGCUUUUCAUAUUAUAAAUGAGUGGGACAUCAUGGAGUAGAAACAUCUAAGUGAAAAGACAAACUGUAGGACUGUUGCAAAGGUGGCAUCAUGUUGUUAUGCUGCAUUAAAAGUCCCUGAUCUGCUAAAUGUAAAGAGG